AUGUCCUUUAGGGAUCUGUGUCCCCGUGCAGGCCCUCAGAAGCAGCUCGGGAAGGGGCCGAGUAACCCUUUCUGUGAAGGUGAGACUGGCCCUUGGACGUUUGCCCAAGAACCGACAUCGGGUGUGCUGAAACGUGGGGGCAACAUCGAUACGAGUCUCCUGCAGGCGAAUGCGUUCCAGUGUAGACGCACCAAAGUAGAGGCAGUUGUGGUGUGUUGGUACAGGCGGUUGCGUUUCUUAGAAAUAAAACGAAGCAUCACCAUGGUGGGCUUUUGCUUAUCCACCAAAUUUGAUAGGAGUCGUAGAAAAUCCACAGGAUGGACGUUUGCCCAAGAACCGACAUCGGGUGUGCUGAAACGUGGGGGCAACAUCGAUACGAGUCUCCUGCAGGCGAAUGCGUUCCAGUGUAGACGCACCAAAGUAGAGGCAGUUGUGGUGUGUUGGUACAGGCGGUUGCGUUUCUUAGAAAUAAAACGAAGCAUCACCAUGGUGGGCUUUUGCUUAUCCACCAAAUUUGAUAGGAGUCGUAGAAAAUCCACAGGAGUAUGUGAGCAAAUCAGUGUGGGCGUGGCAAGGCUUCUACUUCAAAUGACAGGAACAGAUGUGUUUGGAAUUACUGUACCUCUUAUUACCAGCACUACGGGAGAUAAACUGGGAAAGACAGCUGGCAAUGCAGUUUGGCUGAACAGAGAUAAAACUUCUCCAUUUGAGCUGUAUCAGUUUUUUGUCAGACAACAAGAUAAUGUAGUUGAAAAAUACCUGAAACUCUUCACCUUCCUUCCUCUUGAGGAGAUUGAUCACAUCAUGGAAAUGCAUGCUAGAGAACCUGAGAAAUGGGGCCCCCAGAAGCGACUUGCUGCAGAAGUAACCAAGCUUGUUCAUGGUAGAGAGGGGCUAGAAUCUGCUAAGAGGUGCACCAAGGCCCUUUAUUACAGCAGCCUGGAAGCACUGGAAGCUAUGUCUGACGAGGAGUUACAGGAACUUUUUAGACAAGCUUCUUCAGCUGAAUUGAUGCUUGAACCUGGAAUGAGUAUUCUUGACUUGUGUCGCAAAGCAAAUGCCAUUCCAGAUGGACCCAGUGGGUACCAGAAAAUUACAAAUGGUGGAGUUACAAUAAAUGGGAUUCGAGUAACAAAUCCUGAGACUGUUCUUAUUCUCGGACAGCAUAUUCUCAAGAAUGGAGUAUCAUUGCUUAGGAUUGGAAAGAAAAAUUACUACAUUAUAAAAUGGCUGCAGUUGUGACAACAAAGCAUUUCCCUAAAACAACAUAUCCUUUCGACUGUUGCUCAAAGAAGUACUUGAAGAUGUUUCUACACUGUGCAUUACUACGCAGCUCACAGAUGUAUUCUUAAAUAUACCAACAGAGUUCAAAUAAAGGCAGCUAA
This is a messenger RNA of Chaetura pelagica (chimney swift), 1385 nucleotides long. RefSeq names its product tyrosyl-tRNA synthetase 2, mitochondrial (gene YARS2). Gene Ontology annotation, cellular component: mitochondrion; cytosol. Bases 1 to 1242 code for a protein of 413 amino acids. The transcript has 7 exons. The record is from RefSeq and is a predicted model, not a curated record. Gene Ontology annotation, biological process: tyrosyl-tRNA aminoacylation. Gene Ontology annotation, molecular function: ATP binding; tyrosine-tRNA ligase activity; RNA binding. NCBI's taxonomy places the organism in Eukaryota, Metazoa, Chordata, Aves, Apodiformes, Apodidae.